Messenger RNA from Metarhizium brunneum ARSEF 3297, 1959 nucleotides. It is a transcript of the gene HDAC1, whose product is annotated as Histone deacetylase 1. Gene Ontology annotation, biological process: negative regulation of transcription by RNA polymerase II. The record is from RefSeq and is a predicted model, not a curated record. Gene Ontology annotation, cellular component: Rpd3L-Expanded complex; nucleus. NCBI's taxonomy places the organism in Eukaryota, Fungi, Ascomycota, Sordariomycetes, Hypocreales, Clavicipitaceae. Gene Ontology annotation, molecular function: histone deacetylase activity.
AUGGGCGACUCUAAUUUGGCCCAGGCCCAGGCCCAGCUGGGCUCUGUCGCCCUCAACGGCUCCUCGCCAAAGAAGGUGGCCUACUUCUAUGAUUCAGAUAUCGGUAACUACGCAUAUGUCACUGGUCAUCCUAUGAAGCCCCAUCGAAUUCGUCUUGCGCACAGCUUGAUCAUGCAGUACAAUCUGUACCAGAAAAUGGAAAUUUACCGAGCUAAACCCGCGACGAGAGGCGAAAUGACACAAUUCCAUACCGAUGACUACAUUGAUUUUUUGCAAAAGGUCACUCCAGACAAUAUGGACAGUUACAUGCGUGAGCAGGGCAAAUAUAACGUCGGCGACGAUUGCCCGGUCUUUGAUGGGUUGUUCGAGUUCUGUGGAAUCAGUGCUGGUGGAAGCAUGGAGGGCGCUGCCCGCUUGAACAGACAGAAAUGCGACAUUGCUGUCAACUGGGCUGGUGGCCUUCACCAUGCCAAGAAAUGUGAAGCAAGUGGUUUCUGCUAUGUCAACGAUAUUGUUCUCGGCAUUCUCGAGCUUCUGCGAUUCAUGAAGCGCGUCCUCUACAUCGAUAUUGACGUUCAUCACGGUGAUGGGGUCGAGGAAGCGUUCUAUACGACCGACCGUGUUAUGACAGUAUCCUUCCACAAGUACGGCGAAUACUUUCCUGGCACCGGUGAAUUGCGAGACAUCGGCAUUGGACAGGGUAAAAACUAUUCUGUGAACUUUCCGUUGCGCGAUGGUAUCACCGACCAGACCUACAAAUCGAUUUUUGAGCCAGUCAUCGAGAGCGUUAUGAAGUACUACCAGCCUGAAGCCGUUGUUCUCCAGUGCGGCGGUGACAGUUUAUCUGGCGAUCGCCUGGGUUGUUUUAACCUGAGCAUGGAUGGUCACGCUAACUGCGUGAACUACGUCAAGAGCUUCGGGCUACCCACCUUGGUCCUGGGCGGUGGUGGUUACACGAUGAGAAACGUUGCUCGUACAUGGGCAUAUGAGACUGGUGUUCUGGUUGGCCAAGAAAUGGACCGUACUUUACCAUACAAUGAAUACUACGAAUACUAUGCUCCGGACUUCGAGUUGAACGUGCGAGCUUCAAACAUGGAAAACUCAAACAGCAGAGAGUAUCUAGAUAAGAUCACCGUCGCAGUCAUCGAUAAUCUUCGUCAGACUGGGCCUGCUCCCUCAGUUCAGAUGCAAGACGUGCCGCGGAAGCCAUUUGGCGGUAUGACUGAUGAAGAAGAGGCCGAACUAGAUGAUUUAGACGAAGACGAAAACAAGGACGUUCGAAUGACUGAGCAUCGCUGGGACAAGCAUGUUGAGAAUGGGGCGGAAUUCGAGGCCAGCGACGACGACGAAAUGGCUGCUGCAAAUGGUGCAACUCGAAGCAAUGGAAACAAGGGGACUUUCAAUGACUUCAAGAGCGCUGAUGCAGCGGAGGAUUCUCGCAGCAAGUCGCCCAGGGAGAAACAGGACGACAACACUAAGGAGGCCGUCGAAGCCGAAACUCACGAUGUGAACGAUGACACGAUUGAGGACGUCGGGGCUAUGGAAGAACAGGAGAAUCAGGCUGCUGAACAAGAAGAGAAAGAAGACCAAGACUUGAAGAAGAAUAAGGUCGAUGCUGACGGUGAUGUCGGUAUGACAUACUCGAGUGUCGCCGACGAAGCCACCAUCAAAAAGGAGGAGGGCGAACCCGAAUCUGUGCCCGAGGAUGAGAAGGAGCCAGAGAAACCUACGGAAGAGAAGCCUUCUGUUGCGGAACCAGACAAACCCGCCGAGGCUGAAGGGGCCACAGAAGUCAAGGCAAGCGACAAGCCUGCGGUUGACCAGGUGUCCGAAGAACCGGUCGAGAAAGAAGGCGAGGCCCAAGCAACAACUGAAGCUGAAACAGAACCUAUGGAAGUCGACGACAAAGAGAAGUCUGAGGACAAAGCUGAGUUUCCAAGUAGUAAAUUCCUACUCUGA